GUCGAUCAUCUUAAAAUUAUAUGAUCGUAGAAAAUCGAUUAUCUGACAUACGAUUUGGUAUCGAUACUGUCACAAUCGGCUGUCAUCCUUCAAAAUUUCAUUUUAUAACCAAAAAAUUUCAAUCCAUAGUAAAUAACUACAUAAUUUAUAUAAUUAAAAAAUAUAUUAAAAAUGAGCAAUACAAACGGAAAUCCUCCACGCAAAAAUUAUACUGAGAGAGAGAGAGAAAUGUUUGCUGUUGGAAAUAAUUGGAAAAUACAAGCAUAUUAAAUUGAAAACAAAUAAUGUACCAAUGCUAUGUCCACCAACCAAAACAAUGAAACCUGGGAAAAAUAGCGCUGAAUUUCCCAGAACUCCCAAGCAGCUGAACACUGCAUAUAUAAACUUAAAAAGGGUCACUAGCCAAAAAGUAGCAGAGGAAAAUAUUCAAAAAUAUAAUGAGCAGAAGGUUUUGGACCAGUUGAAGAGAGACCAAACUGCGGACAAAAAAGACAUACUUGCAACAGGUGGUGGCACAUUUAGGCCUCGUCUCACAGAUGUAGGGGCACAAAUGUUGAGUUUGAUUGGCAAUCAAAUCCAACCUUUACCCAACAGUUGUGACAGUGCAUCUGGUUUCUUCACAUCUGUUGCACAAGACAGUCAAGUGGAAGUAGAUUACCUACAAUUGGAAGACACAUAGCAGAUAUC
Diabrotica virgifera virgifera (western corn rootworm) is the source of this 687-nucleotide messenger RNA. RefSeq lists its product as uncharacterized. The record is from RefSeq and is a predicted model, not a curated record. The transcript has 5 exons. Lineage: Eukaryota; Metazoa; Arthropoda; Insecta; Coleoptera; Chrysomelidae. Bases 293 to 679 code for a protein of 128 amino acids.